Messenger RNA from Brassica napus (rape), 1821 nucleotides. RefSeq lists its product as uncharacterized. The coding region runs from base 1 to 1821 and encodes 606 amino acids. The transcript is spliced from 3 exons. Lineage: Eukaryota; Viridiplantae; Streptophyta; Magnoliopsida; Brassicales; Brassicaceae. The record is from RefSeq and is a predicted model, not a curated record. Gene Ontology annotation, molecular function: nucleic acid binding; RNA-DNA hybrid ribonuclease activity.
AUGGCAUUGGCAGCCGUCGAAGCAGCAAGAAAGCUUCGACCAUACUUUCAGUCACAUUCAGUGGAAGUAUUAACUGAUCAGCCCCUCCGAAUGAUACUCCAAAAUACCAACCGGUCCGGCAGACUAACGAAGUGGGCCAUCGAACUCGGUGAGCUUGAUAUCACCUACAAGAACCGCACCGCGGAAAAAUCUCAAGUUCUUGCGGACUUCCUAGUCGAAUUGGCCCCUAAAAUUGGAGCAAGACCUCGCACUCCCAAACCCAAACUGGACGCUACACAGUACGAAUCUUUGAUCGCUGGACUCCGCUUAGCGAAAGCUGUAAAGGCUAAACGCCUAAGUGCCUACUGCGACUCAGAUUUAAUCGCCAGUCAGUUUAGCGGCGACUACGAUUCCCGUAACGACCGGAUGGACGCCUACCUCAAGAUAGUGCAAAGCUUAGCCACAGAGUUCGAAUUCUUCGAACUCGUCAAAGUUCCUAGAGGUGAAAAUGUCUGCGCCGAAACCCUCGCAGCCCUCGGCAGCAAGCUUCGGGAUCAAGUUAAACGAACCAUCCCAAUACACCGCAUCGCGAAACUGAGCAUCGAUAUCUCAACCGACCAAACCGUCAUCAUAGCCCCAGUCACUGAAUUCGACACACCAGAUACCGAUGGAUUCGGUCCUGACUGGAGAACUGAGUUCAUCGACUACCUCUCAAAGGGAGAACUUCCAACUGAGAAAUGGGCAGCCCGCCGACUAAAAACACGCAGUGCCCAUUAUGUCGUCCUCGACGACGAACUACAUCGAUGGACUGUGAGUAAAGUACUCCUCAAAUGCAUUCAUGGCGACGAGACAGCAAGGGUUAUGGUAGAGACGCACGAAGGCGCUGGAGGAAACCAUUCGGGCGGACGAGCACUAGCAAUCAAAGUAAGAAGGUUAGGCUUCUUCUGGCCGACGAUGAACGCAGAUUGCGAGUCCUACGCAAGAAGCUGUGACAAGUGCCAACGGCACGCACCAAGCAUCCAUUGUCCGACUGAAAUCUUACAAACAACGACCGCGCCAUACCCGUUUAUGCGAUGGGCAAUGGACAUCAUAGGACCCCUUCCCUGCUCCCGCCAGCGACGUUUUAUUCUCGUCCUCACCGACUACUUCACCAAAUGGAUCGAAGCUGAAGCCUACGCCCAAGUCACAGACAAAGAAGUCCGCGGCAACUUCAAGGAGUUCUGUAGCAAAUGGAACAUUCGACUAAGCCCUUCCACCCCUCGCUACCCGCAAGGAAAUGGCCAAGCAGAGUCCUCCAACAAACUCAACAUCGACGACAUUAAGAAACGUUUAGACCUGAAAAAUGGUCAUUGGGCCGACGAACUCGACGGAGUCCUAUGGAGCCAUCGCACAACACCAAGGGGAUCGACUAAAUCGACACCUUUCUCUCUUGCCUACGGUGUAGAGGCCAUCGCUCCCGCUGAAGUUAACGUUUCAAGCCUCCGAUGUUCAAAGAUUCCUCAGUACGUCGAACUCAACAGGGAGAUGCUACUCGAUGCCCUCGAUGAGAUUGAAGAUCGACGGGAUCAAGCUUUGCUACGAAUCCAAAACUAUCAACAUCAGAUAGAGAGUUACUACAACAAAAAGGUCCGCGCCCGCCCCCUCGAACUCGGUGACCUUGUCAUGCGCAAAGUGUUUGAAAACACUAAGGAGCUGAACGCCGGUAAACUCGGCGCUAGGUGGGAAGGACCUUAUAAAAUCAUCAAAGUUGUUAAACCAGGCGUCUACCGACUUCAAACGUCACGCAGCGAAGAAGUGCCUCGAGCAUGGAACUCGAUGCAUCUACAACGUUUCUACUGGUAG